AAUAAAGUUGUUAAAUGUCAAGUUGGCUACUGACAUUAUUCUCUCAAUAAUUGAAAUUAGUUUUGAUCUCGGUUUGAUAUUCUAAAAAUAGUUUUAGUACGUGGUACGUACAUAAGUGGCCACAAAAAUGGCUAUUUCUAGAUUGACCCGACUUGUGGUACAAUCUAAGAAUAUCACAAAACAUGAACAAAUUAUUCCUCGUAGAACGGCAACUACUACUCCUACCGGAGCAAUUCUUCCAGAACCAGAAAGAACACCUUUUGGACUCUUGAGCGUUGUGUGUGCUGUCGUGCCAGGAUUAUUGAUCGGAGCUGCUAUAAGUAAAAAUAUUGCUAACUUCUUGGAAGAAAAUGAACUGUUUGUUCCUUCUGAUGAUGACGACGAUGAUGAUUAAAUAAAUGAGUAUCAAAAUGUUUUCCAGAUAACAUGUUCGUUGCAAAAGUAUUUUAGUUUUUUAAUUAUAGAUCUAAUGCGGGUAUGUCAAUAAAAUCGCGACGUUGUUAAAUAAAAAUUUAUUGUGUUAUAAAACCACAUUUGUAUGUAAAGAAUGACUUUGUGCUAGUUAUUCAAAAUAUCUAAAUGACUAUUAGGUGGUUACUAAAACAUGAUUUAAUGGUUACAAACUUAAAUUAUUAUUAUUUACAUUGUAAAUAUAAGUACAGUUAUUUAUACACGUUUAGCAGUAUAUACAUUAAUCUGCUAUUAUAAAAAUCAUAUUCAUAAAUUAAUCUCGGGUAACACAUUAUGCAGCUUCUGCUAACCUAGUCAAAUGUUACUCACAAUUUUGUAUUAAUAGUCAUAAAAAUCCCAGUGGACUUGUGCUUAAUGUUAAGAAUCUGUGAAUAAAUGAUUUCUGAAAAUGG
This is a messenger RNA of Melitaea cinxia (Glanville fritillary), 863 nucleotides long. It is a transcript of the gene EMRE, whose product is annotated as essential MCU regulator, mitochondrial. Gene Ontology annotation, cellular component: uniplex complex; mitochondrial inner membrane. Bases 128 to 394 code for a protein of 88 amino acids. Lineage: Eukaryota; Metazoa; Arthropoda; Insecta; Lepidoptera; Nymphalidae. Gene Ontology annotation, biological process: calcium import into the mitochondrion; mitochondrial calcium ion homeostasis. The transcript has a single exon. The record is from RefSeq and is a predicted model, not a curated record.